Hydra vulgaris (swiftwater hydra) is the source of this 486-nucleotide messenger RNA. NCBI's taxonomy places the organism in Eukaryota, Metazoa, Cnidaria, Hydrozoa, Anthoathecata, Hydridae. The record is from RefSeq and is a predicted model, not a curated record.
AUGAGUUGGAAACUUGGUGUUAAAAGUGAUGAAAAACCUAGAUAUAUUAUCGUUGGAUUCCAAACAAAUAAAGAUAAUGAUCAAACACAAAAUGCUUCAAUAUUUGAUCAUUGUAACUUAACAAAUAUGCAAGUUGUGAUUAAUAAUAUAAGAUUUCCUGAAGCUGAUUAUGAACUAUCAUUUCCAAAUCAACAAGUUUCAAGAGCUUAUACAGAUUUAUCUAACUUUAAAGAAAAUUUUUGUGGAAUAGAUAAAAUCAUUUCAAAUUGUAACAUAACACCUUCAGACUAUAGAGAUUUAUAUCCACUUAUGGUUUUCGAUUUAAGACAUCAAUCAGAAAGAUUAAAGCCUUCAGUAUCAGAUAUUCAGAUUAAAGCAAACUUUAGUGAAAAUGUUCCAGACGGAACUGAAGCAUUUGCUGUUAUUGUGUCAGAGAGAUUAGGUAGACUAAAGUCUAAUGGAGAUGGAUUUAACUUUGAAUAUUAG